AGCCAAUCAGAAGAGCGAUAGCAUCCCGCCUUUGCUUUCGUUGGCGGACACACGGAUCAGUCGACCUUCGGGGGUGGGGCGAGCCUCACCCCUGCCGUCUUCAGGCACUGGCGGUUAGUUUGAAGGAGGUGGCGGGAAGCUGCUGUGAGGUGGGCAUUUUCACCCAGAAGGCUGCCACGAUCUUUAACCACCAAAACUAACCAGCCAAGAUGUCUGUCGAUCCCAUGACCUACGAGGCCCAGUUCUUUGGCUUCACACCCCAAACAUGCAUGCUUAGGAUCUACAUUGCCUUUCAAGAUUACCUGUUUGAAGUGAUGCAGGUUGUGGAACAGGUGAUUCUGAAGAAGCUGGAAGGCAUCCCGGGCUGUGAGAUCAGCCCGGUCCAGAUUCGUAAAUGCACAGAGAAGUUCCUUGGCUUCCUGAAAGGGCGUUUCGAUCAUCUGUUUGGCAAAAUGGAGCAGCUGUUUUUGCAGCUGAUUCUGCGUAUUCCCUCAAACAUCUUGCUUCCUGAAGACAAAUGUCAAGAGUUGCAUCCUUGUAGUGAGGAAGAAAUCGAGCUUCUCCAACAAGAAAUUCAACAGUUGCAGGAAAAGUUCAAGACUGAGUUGUGCACCAAAGAGGCCCUUCUUGCAGAAUUAGAAGAGCAAAAAAUUGUCCAAGCCAAACUCAAACAGACACUAGCUUUCUUUGAUGAACUUGAGAAUGUUGGCAGAGAUCAUGGAACUAGUGAUUUUAGGGAGGGUUUGGUGUUCCUAAUCCAGAACUCCAGAAAACUCCAGAACAUUAGAGACAAUGUGGAAAAGGAAAGCAAAAAACUGAAAAUAUUUUAAAUUCUUAUCAGUGACAAAGAGAUUGUCAAAAAGUAGUGUUAAGGAAUUUGCACCAAUGACUGUCCAAACAGACCACAUAUCUUAUUAGACUUCGUUUGCUAUGUAGAUUCCAUAUCUUCCUGCCUUUUGAUGAAUUCUCCUGAAAGAUCUCUGUGUUCCCUUGAAAUAGUCUAUGAAGUUCUUUCCCUUAGAGGCCUCCAGCAGGUGGAAUGGGAUUCUUGCUUCAGUAGCAGCACAGUUGGGUGCAUGAAGAAAUAAGUGAAGUUAUAGCCAGUCCAAAAUAUUCGUGAAGUUGUA
Ochotona princeps (American pika) is the source of this 1127-nucleotide messenger RNA. RefSeq names its product MIS12 kinetochore complex component (gene MIS12). The transcript has 2 exons. The coding region runs from base 210 to 830 and encodes 206 amino acids. Gene Ontology annotation, biological process: mitotic cell cycle; protein localization to kinetochore; mitotic sister chromatid segregation. Gene Ontology annotation, cellular component: chromosome, centromeric region; nucleus. The record is from RefSeq and is a predicted model, not a curated record. NCBI's taxonomy places the organism in Eukaryota, Metazoa, Chordata, Mammalia, Lagomorpha, Ochotonidae.